This is a messenger RNA of Verticillium alfalfae VaMs.102, 1407 nucleotides long. RefSeq lists its product as hypothetical. Gene Ontology annotation, cellular component: nucleus. Gene Ontology annotation, molecular function: DNA binding; zinc ion binding; DNA-binding transcription factor activity, RNA polymerase II-specific. Lineage: Eukaryota; Fungi; Ascomycota; Sordariomycetes; Glomerellales; Plectosphaerellaceae. The transcript has 3 exons. Bases 1 to 1407 code for a protein of 468 amino acids. The record is from RefSeq and is a predicted model, not a curated record. Gene Ontology annotation, biological process: DNA-templated transcription; regulation of DNA-templated transcription.
AUGUCUUCCGGCGUGGUCCGCUCCACCGCCCUGAGGGCCGGCGGCGCCUGUGUGCGAUGCCGCAAGGGCAAGACCAAGUGCGUCUACGAGAACGGUCGCGCUCCUUGCAAAAACUGCGCCAAGGGCAUGCACGAAUGCUAUCUGCCAUCCGAGUCGAUGGGCGGCGCGUCGCCGGCUCGACACGCUUCGCAUCGUCCCGCCAGGGAGAGUCUGCCUGCUGUGGGCGCCUCAAACCCCGACACGCGUGUCGCGAAUCCGGCCGCCGUUACCUCGCGUCACGGUCAGGCCAUUAUCGCAGAGAAGCUCACGCCCGAACUCGUCCAGGAAUGCGAUCGUGUCAUCUCCAAGACAUAUCCCGCCUGUGUCGUUUUUCCACAAGCCGACCUUUCUCGGUCAGCUGAAGACCUCGUCUAUGGACCCGGCCCUAGUCUAUGCUUCUUCUCACCCUGUGCCGCCCGCCACCACGCCGACCCCGGAACUACCGAGCGCUUCCUCGAGGACGAGUCCUUCCGUCGCGUCAUCUGGCUGCUCUACAUCCUCGACUGCCUCUUGACGAGCCAUCCGGGUCGCCAGCCCGCUCUUUCGGGUGCCGACACCAUCGACGUCUCACUGCCAUGCACUGACAUGAACUUCGCCUUUGGCAACGCCGUCUUCGUCCAGACUCUGAGCCUGACCGACCCCCCUCGCCUGCCUCCCGGCGCCCAUGUCGACAACAUUGGCGAAUUUGGCCACAUCGUCAUGGCCACACGAAUCUGGCGCGACGUCAUCCAGAUGCUGAUGAGCACGUCGACCGAGACGUUCAGCGACGCCACGUGCAGCCAGAUUAUGGGCGCCAUUGACGACCUGCGCCGCUCUCUGCCCAUGCAAUAUGCCGACAAGCCCGGCCAGGUCAAUCUUCACAUCACCAUGGGAUCCGGUUUCACGUACGCCAUGCUGCACUGCAUGCUGCACUGCUCCUCCAUCUUCAUCAACCGCCGUCGCCUGCUGCAGUAUGUGACGGCUCACGAUUUCAACCUGGAGACGUGGCGUGUUACGCCGCAGUGCCACGAGCUCAUCGACCGCCUCUUCACAUCGUGCCACAGCACCAUCGCCAUGCUGACGGCUCUCGAGACGGGCUUUGAAAAGGAGGCCAACCUGUGCUUCCCCAUUGUCAUGCUCUUCUCCGCCUUCACCGCCAGCGCCACCGUCGCUUACCUCUCCCUCAAGGCCUUGACGCCCCCCAACGCCGUCGAGACGGCCGCCCACAUCGUCCGUGACGGCCCUCCGGUUCAUGCAAGACGGUGUCGAGACGUGGCCUCUGAUCGCAUCGUGGCUGCGUCACCUGACGGUCAUGCACCGCGUGCUGGCCAACGACGGUUCUGCUCCGAUGCCCCAGGGAGGACCCGACCACCCGAUGGUCUCGAUUAA